ACACCCAUUACAAGACAUACCAAAACAUUUGUAUUCUUUCAUAACAAUGGCUUCCAGGAGGAUUUUAAAAGAGCUCAAAGACUUGCAAAGAGACCCUCCAGCCUCAUGCAGUGCUGGUCCCGUGGCUCAAGAUAUGUUUCAUUGGCAAGCGACGAUCAUAGGUCCAAACGAUAGUCCGUAUGCGGGUGGUGUGUUUCAAGUUACUAUCCACUUCCCUCCAGAUUAUCCUUUUAAACCCCCCAAGGUUGCUUUUAGGACCAAAGUGUUUCAUCCAAAUAUAAACAACAAUGGAAACAUUUGUCUUGAUAUCCUCAAGGAUCAAUGGAGUCCUGCUCUCACCAUAUCCAAGGUCUUGUUGUCAAUAUGUUCAUUGCUGACAGAUCCGAAUCCAGAUGAUCCAUUGGUCCCAGAAAUCGCACAUAUGUACAAGAUAGACAAGGUCAAGUAUGAAGCCAUGGCUAGGAGUUGGACUCAAAAGUAUGCUAUGUAUUGAGAAAUGAUGACGCGAAUCUAUGUUAUGUAACUAAUAACAAGUUCUUGUAUGCCUCACAAAAUGGAAAGGAGUUAAAAAUAAUUGGAUAAUGAGGAAUAUGAAAGAAAUUACAUGCAGGAUGCUGGUGUAUAUGGAUGGUUUUGAAGGUGAAGUUGGUGUCUAAUUUGACUUUUAAAUAAAUUGUUCUAAUUUUUUUUCCAA
Helianthus annuus (common sunflower) is the source of this 694-nucleotide messenger RNA. Its product is annotated as ubiquitin-conjugating enzyme E2 28. Gene Ontology annotation, cellular component: nucleus. Bases 47 to 493 code for a protein of 148 amino acids. Gene Ontology annotation, molecular function: ubiquitin conjugating enzyme activity. The record is from RefSeq and is a predicted model, not a curated record. NCBI's taxonomy places the organism in Eukaryota, Viridiplantae, Streptophyta, Magnoliopsida, Asterales, Asteraceae. Gene Ontology annotation, biological process: protein polyubiquitination. The transcript is spliced from 3 exons.